This is a messenger RNA of Amyelois transitella, 1436 nucleotides long. It is a transcript of the gene stck, whose product is annotated as LIM and senescent cell antigen-like-containing domain protein 1. Lineage: Eukaryota; Metazoa; Arthropoda; Insecta; Lepidoptera; Pyralidae. The transcript is spliced from 9 exons. Gene Ontology annotation, biological process: cell-cell junction organization; positive regulation of substrate adhesion-dependent cell spreading; cell-cell adhesion. The coding region runs from base 189 to 1208 and encodes 339 amino acids. The record is from RefSeq and is a predicted model, not a curated record. Gene Ontology annotation, cellular component: cell-cell junction; focal adhesion; cytoplasm.
CGGAGUUGGCAACACUGCUGUCUGUCGUCUGUCGAGUCGAUUACGAUAUAUGCUGAGAAUCUUUUUAGUUAGAUACAUUCUUCUUUAUAAAUGACAAAGAUAGGUAGUGUAUUUUCAAACAAAUAGCUAUUUAGAUUUCAAAAAAUUUAAUAAGACAAAGUUGAAAUUGGUGGUGAUUGUGGUGCAAAAUGCCUGGAAUAGCGACUAUGUCCCUUGACAACAUGUUCUGUACUCGCUGCAGCGAGGGGUUUGAGCCCAACGAGAAGAUUGUCAACUCCAAUGGUGAACUUUGGCAUACAAACUGUUUUGUUUGCGCCCAAUGCUUCCGUGUUUUCCCUGAUGGCGUGUUUUACGAGUUUGAAGGCCGCAAGUACUGUGAGCGCGACUUUCAAGUGCUGUUUGCGCCAUGCUGUGGGAAAUGUGGCGAGUUCAUCAUCGGUCGCGUUAUAAAGGCCAUGAAUGCCAACUGGCAUCCAGCCUGCUUCCGCUGCGAGGAAUGCAGCGUGGAGCUGGCCGACGCUGGGUUCAUCAAGCACGCGGGCCGCGCUCUGUGCCACGCCUGCAACGCUCGCAUCAAGGCGGACGGGCUUCAGAACUAUAUGUGCCAUAAAUGCCACGGUGUUAUCGACGGCGAGCCGCUGCGGUACCGCGGCGAGGUGUACCACGGGUACCACUUCACGUGCGCCACCUGCGGCGUGGAGCUCGACCACACUGCGCGAGAGGUGAAGCAUCGCUCCGGGUACGCCGCUAACGAUGUCAACAAACUCUUCUGCUUGCGCUGCCAUGACAAGAUGGGUAUUCCGAUUUGUGGAGCUUGCCGGCGCCCUAUAGAAGAGAGAAUCGUCACUGCCCUUGGGAAACAUUGGCAUGUGGAGCAUUUCGUGUGCGCCAAAUGCGAGAAACCAUUCCAUGGUCACCGUCACUACGAGAGGAAGGGUCUGGCGUACUGCGAGCAACAUUACCACCAGUUGUUCGGCAAUCUCUGUUAUGUCUGCAAUCAAGUUAUCGCCGGGGACGUGUUCACGGCGCUGAACAAGGCGUGGUGUGUCCACCAUUUCGCGUGUGCCGUGUGCGACGCGCCGCUCAGCACCAAGAGCAAGUUCUACGAGUACGACGAGAGGCCCGCCUGCCGCCGCUGCUACGAGAGGUUCCCGCAGGAGCUACGCCGUAGGCUGAGGCGGGCGCACCACUAUACGGUGCGACGAUAGAACGUCUACGAAACCCAUAGAUUGACAGCGCCGCGCAUUCGAUAACGGAAUUUUCAAAACAAAUUAACUGUGUAAUUCUAGUAUAUUUUAAAGUAAAUCACUGCUGGAAUUUUUUUUAAUUCUAUCUCAAAAAUAAUUUAGUAAUGUUCUCUGAGAUACCUAAUAUUUAAUAAUCAAUUAAUUAUUUAUUAAGAGUUGUACUAGUUGAUCUGGUUUAGGAAAUUGUAA